AUGUUGCAGACCCUUAUGAUUGCAAUGCUCAUGCUCCUAAGCAACAUGAACACCCCGUCAGCGCAGGGCGCACUGCAGCUGCUGGACACUUUCGAGUCCGGUGCUUGCAGCUUAAGAAUUCCUCCCCGCUCACGUUGGUUCUUGUGUGGCGUCGCAGAGAGACAGGAGAGGCUCAAGAAGGCAGCGUCGCCAUCCCGCUGGCCGUCCAGUGGCACAUGCGCAGUCUGGGGCCGGGGUCACUACCGAACUUUCGAUGGAUCGCUGUUCAGCUUCCGAAGCCGCUGCCGGCACCUGUUGGCCCACGAGUGUCGCGGCGACACAUUCAGUGUGCACGUGGGUGACAGCCACUGCUCGAAUGACAGUGCGAGAUUCUUCUGCCGACGUAGCCUGGACAUCUACGUCGAAGGGCAGCGCUUCGGUUUCGAACUGGACCCUCCUCGAGUGACGCUGGGCAAUGUCUCCGCGCCGAUCCCCACAACGCUGGAAGGGCUGCGUGUCGACUACGUCGCCCGAAGGAUCGUGAUUAGCAGCCAGCUUGGAUUCACUGUCACAUGGAACGGCGAAGACUUGGUCGAGGUUUCCGUGGACGCGUCCCUCAAGGGAAGCAUGUGCGGUCUUUGCGGACAGUACGACGAUGACCCGACGAAUGACUUCGUCAACAGCCACGGUCGACAAGUCACCUCUAGGUCUGCAUUCCUGGACAGCUGGAAGAGAAACGACCUUGAAGAGGACUGUGAAGACAUUUUCUUCGAUCCAUCCAAGCAGCGCCCCAGUGAAGAACUGGUUCUCGAAGCGAGGCGGCUCUGUUCCAGGGUCACAGAUAAGAGAUUCGCGGCCUGUCACAAGGUGGUGGAUCCGAAACCUUAUGGCGACAUGUGCCUCGAAGAUUACGUCUCGUGCUUGGGUGAUCGUUCUGCCGACUGCCGCUGCAGCGCUCUGGCCGAGUACUUCCGAGAGUGCGAGCGUCUCGGAGGCAAGCUUGAGUCCGUCUGGAGGAGACACGACUUCUGCCCUGCUCGCUGUCCUGCUGGCAUGGUGUACACUCAGUGCGGGGCAUCGUGCACGCGUACGUGCCGCGACCCCGACGCCUCGUGCGAGUCCCGGCCCUGCGUGGACGGCUGCCACUGCCCCGCCGGGACGCUGCUGCACGACGGACGCUGCGUGCGCCGGGAACAGUGCCCGUGCUCCCUACACGCCAGGGAGUACAAGCCCGGCUCGCUCGUCAAGCAGGAGUGCAACAGCUGUGAGUGCAGCAAGGGAAAGUGGCGGUGCACCACAAAGGACUGUCCAUCGCGGUGCGUGGCCAAUGGGGAUCCCUUCUUCUCGACCUUCGACGGCAAGACAUUCGAGUUCAAAGGCCGAUGCCCGUACUAUUUAGUGCGAUCGCAGAACUUCAGCAUCGUCCAAGAGACGGGCCACUGCCACGAAGUAGAGGUGUCGUCCGGAAAGGGUUCCAGCGAUAAUGCACUGGACUGCUCUAAGAUGACCACCGUGACCAUGACAGACAGCACCAUCGUGAUAGCCCACGAAAAGGUAUUCGUAAAUGGAGAGAAGGUGAAACUUCCAUUUUCUAGCGACAUCGUGGUCGUCUACAGGCCUUCCUCUGAAGUAACGCAGGCCUCCUUCUCCAACGGCAUCGUGCUGCAAUGGAACAGGAGGGGGCGCCUGCACAUCGACAGCCCCGCCAGCUUGAGCGGCCAACUGCAGGGACUGUGCGGCACCAACAACCGGAACCAGAAGGACGACUUCCUCACGCCAGCUGGCGACGUGGAAGGAAACGUGCGCACGUUCGUCGACAAGUGGAAGGUGGACGCUUCGUGCGACGAAGAAGACGGCGUCGAGGAGCACCCCUGCGAGCGGUCGCCGCAGAGGGCGUCGCGGGCCAAGGACCUCUGCAAGGAGAUCCACGGGGACGCGUUUAAAGAGUGUCAGCUGCUGGUGGACCCGGAGCCGUACUACAAGGCGUGCCUGCACCAGACGUGCGCAUGCCGUGGGUCGUUGAAGGACUGCGUUUGUCCAUCGCUGGCCGAGUACGCAGCCGAGUGUGCCCGGAAGGGCCGUCUCACGCAAUGGCGCCGUCACGUCUCCCUUUGCAGCAUGAGGUGUCCCAGUGACAUGAAAUGGAGCGAGUGCGCACGGCAGAAAAGCUGUUUCGAAGUGGCUCUGGGCGAAACGGCAAACUCGACGUGCGUGGAAGGCUGCGUAUGCAAGGACGGCUACGAAAAGGACCAGCUCUGCCUGACGGCUGACUACUGCUCGUGCCUUCACAAGCAUAAGCUCUACGCUCCGGGAACGAUGCACAAGAUGAACGGCCAGCUAUGUGAGUGCGACAAUGGUGAGUGGGACUGCAUGGACGAGGAGGGGGGCCACUCGCCCGACUUGCCGCCCCCGAGCAUCUUCGAAGAAAGGAGCUCGUCGCAGCGGUGCGCCCACGACGCGAACUCCGAGUACACGGAGUGCCUGGAUGCCUGUCCCUUGACUUGCGACAACGUCAACGCAGAUGCUUCGUGCGGCAACAACGAGUGUCAACCCGGCUGUCGAUGCAAACUUGGCUUCAUACUGCAGCCGUCAACCAAUAGCUGCGUUCCUCAAAGUGAAUGCGGCUGUAAGCAUGGCGGCAAGGUCUUCCCACCGAGCUCGGAGAUUCAAAGGGACUGCAACAAGUGUACGUGCAGCGGAGGCCUAUGGGAGUGUGACAAGAAAGACUGCCCCGGAGUGUGUACCGCCUGGGGCGAGUCGCACUUCAACUCGUUCGACGGGCACAUCUACGACUUUCGAUCCGACUGCGAGCUGAUGAUGGCCAAAGGGAGACUGUCCGACGGCAGCCAGUUCGAGGUCACCCUUCAGAGCAUGCCCUGCGCUGCGGGAGACAAUGUCUGCAAGAGGACGGCCAGGAUCGUUGCCCGUGGCCAGGAACUGAUUACGUUGGGUGCCUCGAAGAAUCUGCCGGUCGUGAGGUUCGGCCCGGGCUACUUGCUACGGGAGACUACUUUGCACAUGACGGUGUUCACUGACGUCGGUCUCAUCGUGCAAUGGGACAAAGGAACUACGGUGUCCUUGGCCGUGCAACCUACUUGGAGGGGAAGGGUGAAAGGGCUGUGCGGCAACUUCGACGGCGACCAAACCAACGACUUCCAGACGCCCUCCGGCGGCGUGGCGGAAGGUGACGUCCGCGUCUUCGGGGACGCCUGGAAGCUGCAGGAGGCGUGCCGAAACAACGGCUCCUUGGUUACCGACGGCCACGAGGUGUGCGAGCACAGGCCGCACCGCACUGCUUGGGCCACGCAGCGCUGCGAGGUGCUCAGGUCUCCCCUGUUCGAGCCUUGCCACACGGAAGUGGACGUCGAUCCUUACUUCGAGAGGUGUGUGCAAGAUGUGUGCGGCUGUGAUUCGGGCGGCGACUGCGAGUGCCUGUGCACCAACAUCGCGGCCUACGCCCACGAAUGCAGCGCCCAGGGCAUCCACAUCAAGUGGCGGUCGCAGUCGCUUUGCCCCAUCCAGUGUGACGCCGAGUGUUCCGAGUACGUCGCGUGCAUAUCCGGGUGCCCGCCUCGGACCUGCGAAACACUGGGAUCACCUCUCGCGGGGGAGAAGACGGUGUGCGACAACAGCACGGCGCCCUGCAUCGAAGGCUGCAGGCCUAAACCAUGCCCCGAGGGCUUCGUUUACGACAACGAGCAUGACAUGAACUGCGUGCCCGAGGCGCAGUGCAGGGUGCCUUGCAAGGAGAUCAACGGCCGCGUCUACCUCGAAGGAGAGCGCAUCGAGGACGCCAGGAUUGCGGAGCCGUGCGAGUCCUGCUUCUGUCGGCGUGGUAGCAUCGUGUGCACUGGCCACCCGUGCCCCAAUACGGAACCUCCCGUAGAGGUCAGUUGCACCGCUAGCGGCUGGACGCCUUGGCUGAAUCCAGCUGCCCGAGCAUCAGGAGACUUCGCCCUGCUGGCGGAUCCCCGGUUCGCUUCUCUGUACGGCCCGUACUGCGGUGCCGCGCACGUCGUGGGCAUCGAGUGCCGCGUAUCGGCCACCGGACAAGACCUGCUGGGCGCCGGACAGAUGGCCAGCUGCGAACUUCCGCGCGGCCUGUCCUGCUACCACAGAUACCAGGCGGGAGGCGCCUGCCUCGACUACGAAGUGCGACUGCUCUGCGACUGCGAAUACACAGUCACGUCUCCAUCCGUUACGGAGGGUGAGCCGUCAACUAACCAGCAAACGACAUAUUUUGUCACAGACUCUUCGACCGUGACCCCUAAUCCGACCGCAGUGAAAACCGAAACUACGUCACAGGAGGAAUGCUCGGAAUGCGCGGGUGAAGACACCACGAGCGCGGCUACUACUUCGGUGGCUGGAGCCAUCACCUCAACUACGCCUGCGCCGACUCCUUCAACCGAGACCGAACAACCAACCGAUCACGUACGCGACGCUACGCCUACUCCUGGAGUCAACACCAUAACCCCAGACGUCGGCAAGGCCGGGCCUCCGGCGCCAGGCUGCGUUUCCCAUUGGACGGAGUUUUACAACAUUGACAGCCCUGACGUCGACGACGGCGACGUGGAGUCGCUGGAAGACAUCAAGGAGCUCUUCGCGGUCUGUGAAGGGCUCACCAUUGAAGACGUGGACUGCAUGGCCAACAUAGGGGACAACAUGACCGACUACCGCAACACGGGAGACGUGGGAGUCAAGUGCUCCAAGGGCACAGGCCUGGUGUGCCUCAACUGGCUACAGCCCCGCGGAAGGAAGUGCCACGAUUACGCCAUCAGGUUCUUCUGCAAAUGCGAUGUAGAAUACGAAGGGACGACAGGCACACACGAGUUCACCGUCACUACUUCGUUGACUACGGAACGCCAGCCACAGACAUGGGAGCCCACGACUGCCUUUGUUACAGAUCACCCAAAAGUCCCCAUCACUCAGCCGCCUGUCACUGAAGGCAGCCGAUUGACGGAAGCGACGGGUACGCGUUCCUAUGGAGGUCACACGGAUGCUUUUGCCAUUUCGCCGUUUACAUCUGAAGGAAGGCUAUCGACAGAAACGACGUACUCUACCGCAGAGCCCCGCUUGCAUGUUGUGACUGAAGGAAUCCCUCCUAUCUCGGGCUCGACGUGCUAUCCUGGCUGGUCCGCUUACAUCGAUACCGACAACCCAAACACGGAAGACGGGGAUUUCGAGUUUGUAAGCUCGCUGGAAGAAAGGGCUUGCCGAGUUGACGAGAUGAAGGCAAUCGAGUGCAAGGCCGUCCGAAACGACACCGGAGAACUGAUCGACUGGCUCGAGACCGGCGACAAGGGCGUCACGUGUCUCAAGGAGAAAGGCCUGCUGUGCUUUAACAACGACCAAGACGAAGGAAGGCAGUGCCACAACUACAAGAUACGCGUUUUCUGCGUGUGCACUCCAGGCGAUGUCCCGCCAGUCUUCACGUUGGUUCCAACCACGGCUGGUCUUCCGACAACUACCGAGGAGGCGCUGCCGAUGGACGAAGGUUGGUGUGGCUGGACAGAGUGGAUGGACACCGAUGACCCUCAUACUUCGCCCGAAGACAUGGGAGACUUCGAGAUCCUGGAGGAACUCGGGAAUCGGUACAACUCAUGCGCACCUGGUCACGUGGAUAAAAUCGAGUGCCGCGUCAAGUCCACUGGCCAAGACUGGACGCAGAGCGGCCAGAGUUCUUUGUCGUGUGACACGAAAAUGGGCUUCCGCUGCUACAACAAGUUCCAGCUCGGCGUUUGCGAAGACUACGAGGUGCGCCUGUUCUGCUCGUGUCCAGGACCAGUUGUGCCAGAAGACAAGGGGAAGAAAACUACUUACGCCCCAUCGACCCCAGUGACAGAUCAAAGAGACUCUGUGGCCACGGAAACGACGACCAAGAAGACAUGGUUUAGUACACUUAGGACCACAAUCUUUGGUGGAGGCACCGAAACACCCACCACAGAAGUGACAAGUACAGUGGAACCUGAAAAGACCUCGACAACAGUGGAACCGGAAACAACACCUCUGUCUUCGGAGGUCACUUCCCCUGCACGAACAGAGGAAUCGCUGUCAACGACAGAAGAGCCACGCGGAGAACCUAGUUUAUCGACUAUCUGGGAACAGUCGACUGCGGGACCAACUACAGUUCCUGCAGCCGUCGAAACACAUACUCUAAGCACUGAUGCAACCACUACCUUCCGUACUACUCCAACAAUCCCUACCACCGGAAUCUGUCCCAAAGGUCGCACGUACAGCGACUGCGCCUACCGCUGCAACCAGACGUGCAACCUGUUUCUUCGAGCCCUGGUGAGCGAUCGGAAGUGCCUGGGAGACGACUGGUGCGUGCCCGGAUGCCGGCCCACGUCGGGCUGCGAGGCGCCUCGCAUCUGGCUAGACUACGACACCUGCAUCGAGGAGGAAGAGUGCAGCUGCUCCUUCGAGGGGCAAGUGCUCGGGGCCAACCAAGUGGUGGAUCGAGACUGCGAGCGUUGCAUCUGCCAAGACAAUCAAAUUGUGUGCGCCACUGAACCGGACUGCCGGCCACUGCCUACGGGUCUGCCACAGGUUUCCGUGCCCACCACAGGAAUACCAGCGAUCGUCACAGAGGAGGUACACGGGGGAAGUACCUGCGUUCCCGGUUGGUCCAUGUGGUUCAACACUCGGAAGCCGGACGAGCAUGGAGACGUGGAGUCGGUGGACGCCAUCAGGGCGAGAGGCUUGCCGCUGUGCGACGAGCGCUUCCGUACCGAGGUGCAGUGCGAGCCGCUCGACAGGAACGUGGUGUUCGAGGAGACGUAUCGCGUUCGCUGCGACAUCCAGAACGGACUGGCUUGCAGGAACGACCCGCAGAACAACGACACCGAGUGUCCCGAUUACAUGGUUCGGUUUUACUGCGACUGCUUCAAGGGCUGGGAGAACACGCCCGUAAUCGUAAGACUACCGACCGUCCCGACUACUCCGACGGUCACGACUACCCCGACAACACCGGCCGUUACUCCGACUACUCCGGCUGCCUCGGAUACCCAGACUACCCCAGCUGUUGGGACUGUUCGGACUUCCCUGCCGAUUUCCACGAUACCCACAGCCCCGCCGGUGGUGCCAGGUGAAGGCUUCACCACCCCUACCGACAUCAUAUACGACCAGACUACUGUGCAGUAUGGCAAAGACAAGUGCUCCAGCUAUGUGUACCUGGUUAACGGUCCGUUCCCGCUGCCGGACAGCAGUUACAAGGCUUCGAGCAGCGCCAGUAUGAUCUCCUCGCCAAGACAUUCGCGCCUCGGAUCAAGAACCUCGUCCAGCUCGUUCGGUGCCUGGAUGCCGCGCUAUCCGCGGAGUGGCGAAUACAUCGAGGUGGACCUCGGUCGACUUCGAAGUGUGUUCGGCAUCGCCUUGCAAGGACGCGAGCGCACUCGUCAGUGGGUUACGCGCUACCGAGUGCUGGUCAGUGCCGACGGCACGCAGUACGCGUACGUGCAGAACUCGGAAGGCAAAAUUCAGGAUUUCGUGGGCAACCACGACUCCAACGGGGUGUCCAGGCAGCUGUUCGACCAACCGGUGAGAGCACGCUUCGCGCGCAUCGAGCCGACCGCGUGGAACGAACUGAUCGCUCUUCGCUUCGACGUUCUCGGCUGCACCGAAGGAAGUUUGGAUUUCAUCCCACCGAGGACAACGCCGUUCGUGCCCACUACGAAUGCUCCAGAGACAGCAACGGUGUUCAUCCGGAUGUGUCCCGAACUUCCGGAAACCCUGCGACCUUUUUGUCCAAUCUGCCCGGACGGAAUGCUAUGCGACGGGGCCAACUGCGUGUCUGCAUCCCGCUGUGCGUGCUUCCAAGAGGGACAGCUGUUUCAUGUAAACAAGGCAAUUGUGACGUCAAAAUGCGAUAUUUGCAUGUGCACACUGAGUGGCAUCUCCAAAUGCAGGAAGAUGCAGUGCACGUGCCCAAAGACACAACGCGCCUACUUCGACGACAAGUGUCAGUGCAAGUGCGCUCACUGCCCGUUCGGCCAACGCGUGUGCCCGACAACGAACGAGUGCAUCGACGAGUUCAAGUGGUGCAACGGUGUCAAGGACUGCCCGGACGACGAACAAGGCUGCGAUGAAAUCGAACAGCCGCCCGCCAUAUCUCCCUGUACGGAACCGACGAAGCCAGUUUGCCCCGACGGACAAGAGCCGAAGCUCAUCUCCGACAUGCGAUGUCCGGAAUACAAGUGCGUGCCCACAAAUGGUGAUGGCGACGUGUGCAGACUUCUUUCCAACGCUGCUGUGUGCACAAUAGAAGGUCGCUCAGUGAAGACGUUCGACGGUCAGCGUUUCAUGCACGACGUCUGCGACCACAUCUUGUUCCAAGACAGAGUGAACAAGCAGUUUUCCGUCACCGCCCACCGUCGCUGCUCAAGGAGUGGCUCCACUGACGUGUGUGAGGCGUGGGUGUCGAUCAUGUGCAACGGCACCUUCGUCAAGCUGGGACCCUCGCUGUCCGAAGUGAGCGUCAACGGGAAGCCCGUGUCGGUGCGAAACCUGGGCGCCGUCAGCAAGAGGCUCGGAGACGUGCACCUGGCCCGCAGCGGACAGCGGCUCGUCUUCACGUCGGUGCGCCACAACUUCGAAGUCGCCUUCGACGAGCGCCGCACCGUCAAGGUCUCGGUUUCGGACUGCCUGUCGUCCAAGACGAGUGGCCUGUGUGGCCUGUUCGACUGGGACGCCAGCAACGAGUUCCGGACGCCCGACGGCAGGCUUGCGGACAACGCCCAGGACUUCGCCAAAAGCUGGGCGACCUCUGGUGCGGCGGCUCUCAGCUGCAAGCAGCCUACGUGUCCCAAGGAAACCCGUGAGAAGGCCGAGAGGUGGUGCCAGAGAAUCGCGGCGCCGCCACUGUCCCGCUGCACCGAAGACAAGAACCUGCUGAAGUCAUCGGUGAGCACGUGUGCAGACCAGGUGUGCGACUGCGUGGCUUCCGGCGAUGAUGACGUCAAGAAGUGCAUGUGCAACGCCAUCGAGGGAUUCGUGUCAACGUGCAAAGCUGCUGUGCGAAGCCAAAUUGCGUCAGAGUGGAGAUUGUCUCUUGGAUGCGCGCCCGAAUGUCCAGCCGGCAUGGAGUGGCGCGAGUGCGGUCCUUCGAGUGAGUGCGAGCCCACGUGCGACAACGUGCACCGGAGCAAGAAUACCGCCGAGGAAUGCCCCGAAGAGUGCGUGGCCGGAUGCUUCUGUCCGCUGGGAUUGGUGCGCCGAGGGGAUGCCUGCGUGCCGCCCGGCAUGUGUCACGACUGCGUGUGCCGAGGUCACGGCGACCCCAACUACAUCAGCUUCGACGGCCGCACGUUUGACUUCCAGGGCAACUGCAGCUACGUCCUGGCGCAGCACAUCUCGGGCGACAAGUCGCUCGACUUCCAAGUCGUGGGCGUCAAUGUCGAGUGCCCCGAGGAGCCCCGCACGACUUGCACGCAAGGCGUCAUUAUCAGCUAUGGCGACAACCACGUUAGGGUCUCCAGAGGGCAGAGGGUUCAGUUUGACGACAGGGAACUUCAAGACAAGGAGUUCCCGUGGAGCCAGCGAGGAUUCAACAUUUCCUGGGUGCCGGGUCGCACGACGGUCGUGUACGUGCCCGCGAUCAAUCUCGUGGUGCGUUACUUCGAACUCAACUACGGCUUCAGCAUCGAAGUGCCCUCGUUCACGUACUCCGGCAAGAUGACGGGCCUUUGUGGCGACUGUGACUUGGACGAGAGCAACGACCUCCAGCACCGCAGUGGCUACCAGGUGGCCGAGGUGCGCGACUUCGCCUACAGCUGGCUGGUCGAGGGCAGUCCCGAGAUCUGCACGGUGCUGCGCUCGUCGAGCCAGCGGCUGGUGCCUCCGGAGGUGUGCCGCUUCCAGGAGAACGCGUGCGAGCUGUACGUCGAGCCGGACGCGUACCAGAAGGCCUGCCUAAGUGACGCCAGCUACUCUCGCAACCUGAGCGCCUCGGUGUGCCGCUCCAAGCUGCAGUACGCCGAGCACUGCUGCGCCACUGCUGGGGUGUCUGUGCACCGGUGGCUGCAGGACUCCGGAUGCGAUUUCAGCUGCCCAAAAAACAUGGAACUGCGCUGCGAUACCGGCUGCCCCAAGACGUGCGCCAACUACAAGGAGCCGGAUAGCGCGUGUCCCGUGAUGCCGACCUACUCGUGCUUCUGCAAGCGUGGCUUCGUCCUCAAGAACGGCGAAUGCGUCGACGCCAGGCACUGCGAGUCCUGUGACGACCAGGGACACCUGGUGGGCGAAUCGUGGCAAGUGAGCCCCUGUGAGACUUGCGGCUGCGGCGAGAAUCUGAAGAUCCGCUGCACCAGCAUCAUCUGCCCGCCGCCGCCAGUCUGCAGAGACGACGAGAAGCUGCAGCAGCUGCCCAAACAGAACGGGACCUGCUGCGAGACCUACCUCUGCGAUGCCAACUUGAUAUCCUCCUGCAAGGCACCCGAACCAGUAGUAUGCCUACCAGGUGCCAUAACCAAGAUCAAGACAGACAGCUCCGGAUGUCCGACGCAUGUUUGCGAAUGCGACCAGACGAGGUGUCCGCCACUGCAGUGGCCCGUGGGCCUUGAACCAGGAUUGGAGGCAUUCAUAGAGGAUAAGGGGUGCUGCAAGAAGGUGUCUGUGCGGUGCAACGUAAACAAUUGCCCCGGAAUACCCACUUGUCCGCCCGAGACUGAGCUGGAGAACGCGCCCGGAGAAUGCUGCACCAUCUACAAGUGUGUUCCCAAGAACAAAUGCGCCUACAUCCACAAGUACAAGGUUGUGAACGGCAUGCAGGUUCAGCUGCAUCCCGAGCAGCGCUACCAAAAGAUGUAUCCGGUGGACUCGAGCUGGACAGACGGCCUAUGCACCAACUGCACGUGCACUGAGCAUUUCAACCAGUACCAGUACAGCUGCAAAGUUGAAGUGUGCCCAAGCCAUCAGAAGGACAGUGAGGACUACGAGUACUCGGCGUCUUCGCGCAACUUCGGGGUGUGCUGCCCGGAACAGCAACGCACCGCGUGCCGGGGCGGUGGCCAGACGCGUUCGAUCGGCGAAGAAUGGAAGCUGCCCGAGGAAGGCAAGUGCCGCUCGUACCGCUGCGAAAGGUCGUCCACCACGGGCGAAGCCGUCAAAGUGGUGCUCGCACACAUCUGCAACAGCACCUGUCGAACGAGUGAAAAAUAUGUAGAACCCACUCCAGGCUCUGGAGAUUGCUGUGGUCGCUGCGUACGCGAGUACUGCGAAGAAGGAGGAAAGCUGUACCAGGUCGGCGAGACGUGGGUGUCCAACGUCAGGCCGUGUUUCGAGGUCAAAUGCGUGCGUGGUGACAACGGUGCCGUGGAAAUGAAGUACACGCUGAAUAAGUGUCCUAAACUACCAUCAAAUUGCCCAAGGAACAGCAUCGUGCGCGAUGAGACCGGAUGCUGCCAGAUAUGCAAGGUUACACCAGGCGCCUGUGCACCUUAUAAACUACCCGAACAGCAGACGGCGCAGUACUUCUUCUUGAAUGAUCCCGAGCAUGGGCUAUGCUCGAACGCGGAGACCAUACCAGGCCUCGCCGAAUGCCGUGGACAGUGCACUUCAAGUACUGUUUAUAGUCCGGAGACAAGCAACUUCACGACGAGAUGCAGCUGUUGCACGAUCAUGAAAUCCGAGCCGAAGAAAGUGACGCUGACGUGCGAGAAGGGCCAGAAAACGCACCGCAUCCAGAAGGACUACCAGAACCCGAUCGCGUGCAAGUGCACCCCGUGCGGCAAAGCGGAGGCUUCUACGGGAGUGAUCAAUGUGCCCAUACCACUCUGAUGCGGUCAGCCCAUCAGGAAGUGUGCCUCGAGCAGCGUGGGAACCUAGCACGUGUCUAAAUUGCCGUCGACACAUUGACACUGCCCUUGCGGUGCGAAGGCAAGGGCUGAAGCUCAGUGACUGCAUAGAGAUCAUCUAAACAUUGUUCUUUAAUUGUCACGUCAAUAAAGUUUAAGUUUUUUUUACACGAAAGUGUUUUAUGCCGGA
Rhipicephalus microplus (southern cattle tick) is the source of this 11958-nucleotide messenger RNA. Its product is annotated as hemocytin. NCBI's taxonomy places the organism in Eukaryota, Metazoa, Arthropoda, Arachnida, Ixodida, Ixodidae. Gene Ontology annotation, molecular function: protein binding. Gene Ontology annotation, cellular component: extracellular matrix. The record is from RefSeq and is a predicted model, not a curated record.